AUGGAAAACUAUAACUAUAACUACCGCAGUUUGUCCAACAUUUAUCUUGAACAAACCAAUCCCUAUCCAUUGAUGGACUUUGAUUCAAUCCAUAGGCGCGCUACAGACGAGCGUUUAGGCGAUGUAGGCUACGAAUGCCCUCAACCUUCGAUAUACCAACAUCAUGAACAUCACGAUAGCUGCUAUAAUUACCGGGGUUCUCGUUAUAGCCCACGUCAGGAAAAUUAUCAAUCUCCUGUGGUGGAGCUCGAGACAUACCCCUGUGGGGAACAAGAUUAUGGAAUAUCGAGCUUGCGCUUGGUUGAAGAGAAUGGCGUAGAUCACUCAUCGCCUGUGCAGCAAACGUUUUUGCCAGCUCCUUCUAGCCCUGCAAUGCAGCUACCCCAGUCCCCAUGGACGCAAUAUAGCGAAGAUGAAUUCAGCCGAAAUUUUGAGAAUACCCAAUACACGGCCUACACAGAAUUGCAGCCUGGGAGUGGGAUGAACAAUAGCCACUAUUUCCAGUCCCCGAGAACAGUGGAAGAUAAUAUCACAAAUCUUGGAUAUCAACCCCAUUAUUCCUCAGAUCUAGAUGACGUCCCGACCGCGAUCCGCAAUACCUCUGGCAAGACCCACAAUAAUCAAGGGAACAACACUACUGUAAUCACCGAGGAGAAAGAAACGCCAAUUUUGGAGCUGCCGAUCGACCAAAAAAACAAAAGUGUCGACGUCAGAAGUACAGGCUUGUCUUCUGCCCCGGGCCGACGAUACAGGUGCCCAGUCCGGGGAUGUAACUUGCAGUUCAAGAGACGCGCUGAAAUGGACCGUCAUAAGGAGUCUGUUCAUCAGCCAUCUCCUGGACAUCUAUGUCCCAUACCGGGAUGUAAUCGCGGUGUUCCCGAUAACGGAUUUAGCCGCAAAGACAAUCUAAGACAGCAUCUCAAGUUGAAGCAUGAGGUUAAGUUCCCAAAAGGCAGGAGAUCCCGCAGGACGUAA
Morchella importuna is the source of this 975-nucleotide messenger RNA. RefSeq lists its product as uncharacterized. NCBI's taxonomy places the organism in Eukaryota, Fungi, Ascomycota, Pezizomycetes, Pezizales, Morchellaceae. The coding region runs from base 1 to 975 and encodes 324 amino acids. The transcript is spliced from 4 exons. The record is from RefSeq and is a predicted model, not a curated record.